AUGGAGGAUAUUAAUGAAGUACAAAAUAACAGAUUAGUUAAAUUUCAUGAUAAUUUAUUAUUAAAACAUAAUGACAUGCACCAUCAGGUGACUGAAUUACAAUACGCAUUAAAAUUGAUUGAUGGUGAAAAACGCAUGUUCAAUGAUACCACGAAUCGGCAUCUUAAAAAUCUACACAGGCGGAUUCGAUAUUUGAGAAAUAUUAACCAAGAGUUACGAAAAAGAUUAGCUAAUCAGUCACAACACGAUGGAUUUCUUGUGAAUGAAAUAUUUCAGAACAAAAGCUUAGAAAUACCACCAAACAAAAAGUUGACCUUAAACGAUGCUGUGGAAGCAUUGGAUGAUCGUGUACUUUGUACAGUGAAGAAGCUGAACCUUUUAAAAUAUCAGUCAAGAUAUAAAGCUGAAAAACUUAAAAAUGUAGAAAAUGAAUUGAAAUUACUGCAAGAUGGAGAAAUUCACAUGAAUCAUGAACUUCGACAUGGUAAUAAAUCACUUGCUCAAGUGAUAAGAAUAAUUGAAAAUAAAAUUGAAAAAGUAUCGAUGAAGCAUGAAGAAAUACAAACUAUUGGUGAUACAUAUGCUGAAAUUAGAAAUAAAUUAAUCCAGGAAGCACCCACCUACUUUCAUAGCGUGGAUAAAUUAGAGCUUGAAAUUCAAGCAAACUAUACAAAAUUGGCAGAACUUAAAAGACUUUAUAAAAAAGCAGUGACUACACGAGAUGCUGUUUAUUCUGAAUUGGAUCGUCAGAGUCAACUGAUCAAUGCAAAAGAGGAUUUGUUGAAGACUGAAUUGAUCAACUUGAUAAAAACUGUUGAAAAUAGAAGGAGUAAACCAAUUGUAGUGAAAAGUCCAAUGUUCACUGAGAUGAAUGAAGUGGAUGAGAUCUUAGUAGUAGAAGGAGAAGAAGACGAUGACGACGAUAAAUCAGAAAAAGGAAAAACAUCACUGAGGAAGAUUAAAAAACAAGACGAGUUAGAACAACGUUUAGCCUUCUAUGAAUUAUUAUUUAACCAAAUAAAAUCAAUCACUGGAAUUGACAAUUUAAAAAUGAGUUUAUUAGAAAAAAAGUUAUCCAAUGAAAACGAGUUGAGACAGCUACAAAGGAAGCAUUUGCGCUUAAAGAAGAAAUAUACUGAACUGAUGAUGAAUUAUAGCAGGGAAGCAUACCACAACAUGAGUUUACAGAAUCAACUUAAUUUAAUGAAAGAAAGUCAUUCACUCAAGACAAAACAACUCAAUGAAGAAAUUCAAAAUCUACAAAUGUUGCAGUUAACAUUACGUUUCAGCAUUCAUCAAUUAUAUUACAAAAUGUUGUUGAUAGUAAACAAUCGGGAAGAAAAAUAUAAAAUCGAUUUAGAAUCUAACCCUGUUGAUAUCUUGAAGAAGUGUUUAGAUAUGCAUGCUGAAUUAAAAAAGGCGGUUGAGAAUAUUGAUCAAGUAAAAGAUGGGAGAAUUCACAGUGUUAAAAAUGAAGUGAUCAAGACCAGAGAUGAGAUUAGGAAUCUGCUAUACAAUAGAAUAUCGGCAAACACUGUACAAGUGAACACUAUGCAACUGGAUGACUUUAAACAAGCAGAAAAUGAGAAACACCAAGAAGAUUCAAAUGCUCCAACUCGUGAAGAAUUAAAACGCGAAUCUUAUCUAAUUAUUCAUCGACAAAUUAAACAAACAAAUUAG
Trichobilharzia regenti is the source of this 1680-nucleotide messenger RNA. NCBI's taxonomy places the organism in Eukaryota, Metazoa, Platyhelminthes, Trematoda, Strigeidida, Schistosomatidae. The record is from the annotation of a GenBank genome assembly.